Molecule: messenger RNA, 780 nt
Organism: Ceutorhynchus assimilis (cabbage seed weevil)
Lineage: Eukaryota; Metazoa; Arthropoda; Insecta; Coleoptera; Curculionidae
Source: the annotation of a GenBank genome assembly
AUGAAUGACGAUGGCUGCUGUCGUAUUUCUGUUAUCAAGGCUAUUUUAUAUGCCUACCAAUUUGUGUUCUUGUUAACUGGUGUAGCCAUAAUCGUUGUGGGAGUAUGGAAAUAUCUGGAAACCCACCAUUACUUUACUGUGGCUGAUCUGAAUUUAUAUUCCGCCAUUUUAUAUUUAUUUAUUAUUACGGGUUGUCUAGUCAUUUGUGCCUUCAUAUUUGGAUUCUGUGCCAUACCAAAGAAUAGGACUAAGCUUAUAUUUGUUUUUAUUUUAGUGCUGGUAUUCAUAUUCCUUCUAGAGUCGCUGGUAGCAAUUUUGGCCUAUUUCUACCAACACAGCGUAAACGAAGACGUUACAUUACGACUAAAUUCCUCAUUCUUGGAAAACUACAAUCGAAAUUCGAAAACUGAUUCUGUGGAUUUUAUUCAGGAAAAUCUUCAUUGUUGUGGUGCCCAAUCAUUCUCCGAUUGGCAAUACAGCAGAUGGAUAAAAGGUUCUCCAGGAAUCAUGAACAAAGUGCCAGAUUCCUGCUGCAAAACGCCUACUUUUCUUUGCGGAAAGAGAGACCAUCCAUCAAAUAUAUUCUAUGCGGGUUGCGAAGAUAAAAUAACAAUCAUCCUCAAACUCGGUCUCUGGAUAAUCUGUGCAGUUUCCUUAGGAGUCAGUGUACUGCAAGUAGUAGGGGUAGUUUGCAGCAUCAAAUUAUUUCUCAAACUAGAAGCCGAAGAUAAAAAUUACACUCCUCGUUCCAACGGCAACGAAUCGCUGAUACCUCCCUAA